AUGUUUUGGUGGGACUCAUGGGAAGGGGAACCGCCAUUAACAGAAUGCUUCAAAGAUCAAGAUUGGGUCAACACCAUCGAAGCUGCUAUAGGCACGCAAGUUGCUAAUUAUUUCGAGAAUGGCGAGCACCAUGGCAUGAGGUCCUGGAAAAGGGUAGCUAUCGACAACCUACAAUUAUGUAAGAAACUCAAGGAGUUACUUAGCAGCAGAUCAAUAUUAGCAUUAGAUGAAGAAGAUAGCUUAUUAUGGUGUGCAGCAAAGUCAGGGGAGUACAGUGUUAAGUUGGGCUACAAAGUCCAUUGGCAUAGAGCUUUCAAUCCGAAUUGGCCUAGCAAGCUGUGCUGGAACAAGUGGGUGUUGCCAAAGGCAGGGGAUUUCCUAUGGAUUGUGCUGAGUGGGAGGAUACUCACUGGUGAUAGGCUGAAAACCAUAGGUAUUCAAGGUCCAAGCUGCUGCGUGUUAUGCAACAUUGGGGAAGAAACAGUGGACCAUUUACUCUUCAAUUGUAGAGGCAAUCCUGGUCAGGCUGGCUUUGGAGCAGUCAUUCGAAAUGAGGAUGGGAAUGUGGUGUUUGGUACGUAUGGAAAUAUUGGCUGUGCUACAAACAAUAAAGCAGAAAUAAGAGCCCUUGAGGCCGGGAUAUUACUCUACAAAGAGAAAGGCUUAUCUAGUGUAUAG
This is a messenger RNA of Cryptomeria japonica (Japanese cedar), 678 nucleotides long. RefSeq lists its product as uncharacterized. Gene Ontology annotation, molecular function: nucleic acid binding; RNA-DNA hybrid ribonuclease activity. The transcript has 2 exons. NCBI's taxonomy places the organism in Eukaryota, Viridiplantae, Streptophyta, Pinopsida, Cupressales, Cupressaceae. The record is from RefSeq and is a predicted model, not a curated record. Bases 1 to 678 code for a protein of 225 amino acids.